CGUUUCCGUAGCAUUUGAUGUAACUUUCACCUGGAGCCUGUCAGGCUAGGAAUAAUGGUGUAGGAGGACGAACCUUCAUUGUGGAUAACACACAACUUUUGCCUAAGAAGACUGGCUUGUGAGAAUGGGGGCUGGUGCGAGUUUGUGCAUUAGGACUAAGUCCAACCCCCAGGUUUCUCCAGUAGAGAUGGCCAGUGCGGGAAGACCCCCAACGUUUGGUGAUCUUCCAAGGAAAUCGACAAAUAGCGAGUUCGUAAUGGCUGACAUGAAACGUUUAAGAUGGAGUAGAGGGCUGCUUGAGAUCCAACAAAAGGGAUAUGGGCAUGUCGAUAGCCAAGGUAAACCGAUAGGUGACACCAGUCAUUCCCCACCGAAGGAGAGAAAACAGACUUGCAGCAAAAUGGCCAGUGGGAGUACAAGGCCAAAUGGCCAUUCUUUAGGAGCAAAUUGCAAAACAAAGGAUGAACUUGAAUCACAAAUGCGGAAAAGUAAAGCAUCAUUAUGCAGAAAUGUUUCAAAUCUAACAAGGGACUCUGGGCGGAGUACGUCACAUGAUAACGAAGAGCCAAAUGAAGUGAUAGGGAAUGGGGGACAGACUGGGAGCAAGACUAAAUGUAUUGGCCCUGUUGGUUAUUUGAAUGUCCCUGCAGCUGUGGGACAGGUUGAUGCAUCAGUUUCACAGGUUGAUCCACAAGUUCAUUCCCCCAACUCUUCAAACUAUAAUUCUAUGAGCGGUCAGGAGGAAAGUCCAACACCGAGUCAGAAAAGUAACUCUAUUACAAAAAGUGGUGCUAAAGCCCCUGCUCGGCAUACACCUAAAAUAAUGUACAGUCAUAGCGAAGAUCGCUUUACCUCAGGAAAUAAAAAGACUCAUCCGAUUUUUCCAUCAUUGCCUUACUCUCCCUAUGGAUCGCCAACGAUGUCACCCCGAUUACGCCGGCAGCCGACCAAGGAGUCUCGGUCAGUGUCAAUAUCAGAUGAUGCAGAUGGAUACAUUCAGUUGAACCAGUACAAACUUAAGGAUGAGAUUGGCAAGGGUUCUUAUGGUAUCGUGAAGCUAGCCUACAGUGCUGAGGAUGAAACUGCUUAUGCAAUGAAAAUACUUUCUAAGAAGAGGCUAAUUAAAAAAGCGGGAUUCUUCCGGCGACCUCCUGCAAGAGAUGGUGCCCCUAACAUGCGCAUCCAGCAUCCCCUCGAAAAGGUUUAUCGUGAGAUUGCCAUUCUGAAGAAGUUGGACCAUCCUAAUAUCGUGAAACUAGUGGAAGUCCUUGAUGAUCCUGAACAGGACAACUUGUAUCUUGCCUUUGAGUUGGUUCAAAAGGGGGAAGUGAUGGAGGUGCCAACAGACAUCCCCUUCAGUGAGGAUCAAGCAUGGUCGUACUUCAGAGACAUUAUCAUGGGGACAGAAUAUUUGCAUUACCAGAAGAUCAUCCAUCGAGACAUCAAGCCCUCUAAUCUCCUGCUGGCAGACAAUGGACACAUUAAGAUUGCUGACUUUGGAGUGAGCAACGAGUUCCAGGGGAUAGAUGCCCUCCUGUCCAAUACUGCAGGUACGCCGGCAUUCAUGGCACCAGAGGCUCUGAGAGAAGAUGGUGGGGAGAAAAAAUACAGCGGGAAGGCACUCGACAUAUGGGCCAUGGGGGUGACUUUAUACUGCUUUCUUUAUGGCAAGGUGCCAUUUGAAGAUGAAUAUGUUCUCGGCCUCCAUAAAAAGAUAUUGACCCAACCAGUGAUAUUUCCUGAGAUGCCUGUGAUAAGUGAAGAAGCCAAGGACCUAAUGUUGAAGGCCAUGAUGAAGAAUCCUGAGGGGCGGCCGACUUUACCCCAGAUCAAGGAGCACACCUGGGUGACCAAGGGGGGACGGUACCCGCUCAUGCUGGAGGAGGAGAAUUGUACCCUUGUCACAGUCAAUGAUGAGGAGGUCGAUAAUUCUAUCACAUCUGUGCCAAAACUGGAUACUUUAAUCUUUGUUAAGAGUAUCCUAAAGAGGAAGUCUUUCAAGAAUCCGUAUAAGGAGACAAACAAGGAGAAUAUGUCCCAGCGGUCAGAAGACUUCAGGAAGUCUGGCAGGUCCAACUCUGCCCCAGAAGCUCUUGAAGUGCCAUACAGAAAAGUCUCCGGUGAUAACAGCUUGCCAAGUUUGAUAGAACAGUGAGCAGACAACAGAUAGUAGUGCCACCUAUGGUCAUCUCGAUGCACUAUGCAACCUGGAAUGAUGCAGUGCAUUAAAACCGAUGCUGAAUCCUGGCAGCUGAUUUAGACAGUAGAAUGUGUGCACACCAUCCAUAAAAAAAUCACAGUGUAUAUUUAGCCGUGAACCGGUUACUAUAUUAUUUCUACUAUUUUACAGUGACUUCCGUUCAGACAUGCACAGUUGAUACUUUUUUGGACUUGAUCAUUUUGGAGAGUUGGCAGCCAUUUGAUGUAUAAUUUGGACCAUGAGAAUGCAUCUAAAAAAAGCCUCCACCGCCCCAUGAAAUGUGCUAUUUACCAGUUCACGGCUAAAUAUACACUGCGUGUUCUAGAUAGUAGAAUGUGUGCACACCAUCCAUAAAAAAUGCAAAACUCUGUUGUGAAACAUUUUGCUUGGUCGAUUUUGUCAUGUUUUCUUCUCCAAGUUUUGUGAUCCAUGAAUCUUUCAUGAAUUAUUUGGUGGUAUUUUUAUUGAAAUGGUGGUAAAAGGAGUAGGUAAAUGCUCUUUUUUGGCUAUCUGCGACCAAAGAGAUGAUUGCUGUACUUGCAUUAUUCAAGUCCCUUUUUGCUCACCUCCACAAAGUGCUAUAUUUCCCUAACUAAGAGCUUGAGUAUCACCAUAUUUUUAUCGUAGAUACAUGUAAUGACGAUACAGGAUAUUUCACACAAGUUUUUGAUUUGACCUUCUUUUCAAGGUCACAGAGGUCAACUAACAUAAAUUGGCCGAUGGUGACACGUUUGGUAACUACUGGAGCUAUUGACUUGAAUUUGGUACAUAUGUAGCCCUAUGUUAUGAAAGCUUGUAGGUUAAAUUUCGGUCUGGUUCAAUUCCUGGUUUGGCCACCAGGUGGCUAAAAUCAAAAACAAUAACAUGUCUUUUAGGGAGGUGAGCACAAUGGCCCUGGCCAUUUCAUAUGUUGAUGGAGUAUUAUUUGCUUGGUCAGUAUCAUUGUAGAAAAAUUUAUUCCCCUGCCAAAAUAUAGUAAUAGUCAUUGCCAGUUUGGUAAUGGAGUGACUGCAGUGGUUGAUAAUGACAGUCAUUCUGAUGGCAUCUCAUUUAAAAGCACCACGUUCUGCAACUAAACACAAUUUCAUUGCGUCUGCACAUAUACGUGAAGGUGCAUAUUAUUAUGAGUUCUCUAUCAUUACGAAAAGACUUUGAACUGCCAGUACAUGAUGGAAACACAAUAUUUUUACGUGAAAAUGGCUGUGCAUCUGACCUGGAUAACACUCAAGCCCCUCUGCCGCCGCCAAUUGCGUAUUAGUACGAUAUUUUGUUCACAGAGAGUAAUUUUGUUAACCUCAAUUGUAUUUACGGCUUCCCAGCGAUCUCAAUCUAUCAAACGUAUCAUUUAUGUAACAAGCCUUCUGAUUGGUAAAUAUGCACCCGCCAUCAAAUAUUAGCAGAUUUUCAGCCUGAAUCAGUGCAAUUCGUAAUAAUAAAAUUCUUGUUUACAAAAUAUUGUCUCCCAAUUGAAAAGCUUUGUCGGGCGAUAAAAAUCAUAAUUUCUAAAUAAAUUAUGGGUGAAAGUGUAAAAUAAUGAAACAGGGUGAUUGCUAAUCAUUACGGAUGACAACAAGAGCUUAGACUUGCAAAACAAGCUGUGAAUACUAGCAAAAUUUGUCAUUGAAUCGGUGCAAUUACACGCUCUUCGUAAUGAUGUGACCAUUUAUAAUACAUUUCAAGAAUCGGCUUCUUCACAUUUUAAAUGAAGUUCAAAUGCUGGCUUUAAGUUUCAUAAUUAAAAUUGAAAUUAAGAUUGAAAUUGAAAUAAGCAUCCAGUGAAGUAUUGUAAGCUAAAAUUCUGCAGGCAGCACUCUUAAAUGUGUUGACAAACUGUGCAGUACACUUUACUGUGUUAAUGUUUCCAAUUGCAUAUGGUGGGGCUUUACGUGCAUUGCUUAAUAUUUCAGUUCAUAAUGCUUUAAGGAUGCAAUAUUGAAAGCAAUACAAAAACAAGUGUCAUAGCUUUACUUUUGUAAUCGUUGUUAUACUGUUGUUCAUAUUCAUAAAGAUCUAGCCAUAACUCAGAUGAUGGCAAAAGGAAUUGGUCCUGUUGUCGGUUCAAUCCUAUUGUCUUAGUUGACAUUCUCCUUUUAUAUUCAUGGAGAAAUGAAGUUCUCUGAUAUCAUGUCAUAUGUUCUAUUUUCAAGAUACAUUUUCUUCAGUUUUAUAUCCUAUUGGUCAACUAUUUAGAGUGUGACAUUUACUUGACACACAUGUGCAUACCAGCUUACGGGACUUGCCAUUCCAAAGUAAUCACUGAGUAUGUUUUGUUUAUCCACUCGAUGUGUAAUUGUGUUAUGAAAUCAUGGCAACAGGAUUUUCCUUGUCUGCCCUCUAUACUGAAUACAUCAGGGUAUUUUCAGUACCAAGUACUCUGAACAUUUUACUUCUCUGCACUUCAGUGUGGGUUCAACUAAAACCUUCUCAGAGAACAUUGUCGUUUGAACCAUUCGGAAGAUGAGUCCUCCUGAUCAGAAAUGCAGAACAAAAUUAUGUGAACAGUUGAUACAAAUCAUCUGACUAGUCGAAGGAAGCGGAUCAGAGCAACCUGUGUGCAUAACAUGUUUUGACCAAACAUUUUCACCCAAGAAGGAAUAAAAACUUGGGCUUCUUCUGAAAAAUAUCUUGUGUUUAUGUCAGAACUUCAGAGAGACUCAUAAUGAUCUGAGAAUGGCUAACUGGCACUCAGAGUCUAGGAAAAAAACAUUCAGUGGGGCCAGGACUGGUACUGUGUAGUUGUUCAUAAGGUUAUAGUGUUGUGAUGCAUUAUUCAAACAGGUUGUGGAUUUGAUGCAAAUUAUAAUAUUCUGUGUCGCAGGGAGUACUAAAGGCACAUGCUCAUUAACUUCUGCACAUAAGUGCUGGAGAGAAGAAAAUGCUGCCCAUGCCUUUUGUAUGUAAGUCAAGUGUUAUUUUAUCUCCCAGAGAACAUUAAGUGUUGUAAAGAUUAGAUUGCACUUACUGUCAGACUCAAAGUAGUCUCAAUGAAAUUUCACUUGUCAGGGUCUAAGGCAUGGGUACUAUUUGUGUGCACUUGCAAUUUUUUUCAGUGGCGGUGCAUGGUGCCAUAGAUGGUCAUGAAAGAAUUGACUACCAAUUCCAGUGGAUGACAGUGAUGUUGUAUUGCAAACUGUGAUGUAAACUGCCUUGGUGUGCCCUCACAACAGCCCAGUGGAUCAGUACUCGAUACAUGAACUUACCACUGGCUACAACUUGAACACUGCUGUUUAAGCUCUGCACUAGCUAUCACAGGUUAAUCAUUGAAGCAACAGUAUACCACUGGUGCAUUCAGCCUGCCAAAUGAUAAAAAUCCUCUGAAACAUUCUUGUCGCUGGUUACCCCACUUGCAAUUAGCCCUGGGUUGUGAUGAUGGCAGGCAAGGCAUGUUUUGAAAUAUUUUGUACAGUGUUUUCUUGCUUUUCCUGCCAUUUGGGGAAAGAGGUUUUUCUUCUGGUUUUUGACUCUUUAUGGUGAAGUUUGUAUUGUAUAAGAAUGCAGCCUCAUCAGCAUAUUCAAAUGUGUAAUAUAGAAUUCUAAGAUUUUA
Molecule: messenger RNA, 5744 nt
Organism: Lineus longissimus
Lineage: Eukaryota; Metazoa; Nemertea; Pilidiophora; Heteronemertea; Lineidae
Product: calcium/calmodulin-dependent protein kinase kinase 1-like
Exons: 15
Coding region: 125-2155 (676 amino acids)
Biological process (GO): protein phosphorylation; positive regulation of protein kinase activity; intracellular signal transduction
Cellular component (GO): cytoplasm
Molecular function (GO): calcium/calmodulin-dependent protein kinase activity; ATP binding; calmodulin binding
Source: RefSeq, a predicted model, not a curated record